UUAAUUUUUGAAAUCAAAAACAUCAAUGUCAUGUUUAUUAUUUCUUAAAAUAAUAUGCUAAAUAUAUUAAAAUUCCAAACAUCAUUAAAGCUUGCGCUAUACUUUUUUUAACUUUGUACGUAACUAUUGAGUUUGUAGCAAUUAGUCUAAAGUACUGCAAUGGUGUAUUUUGCUCAUCAUCCGAAUUAUUAAAUUACUGCAAAAAAAAUCUGAAAAUAAACACCUGUUUUAAUGAAUUCCAUACAAUUUGAUGUAUUUAGUCAUCUAGGCUCUUUGUUUAUAAUGUCUUUUUUUUUUACAUUCUGAGUUUUUUUCUUAAUUUUAAUUCUCAUUUUGUAGAAUGCAUAGCCUUGGAUAGAAUAUAUAAAGUAGUAUAAGAAAGCGAAAGUAGAUAACAUCAAAUAACAAACUAAAACAAAUGAAAAAAUAAUCUUUUGUUUAACAUGCCAUGCAUAUCACAGCAUGAAUUUUUGUUAAUAAUCAGCUGCUUUAAUAAGGAUUUUAUUUUAUUAUUGCAUUAUCUAAGUUUUUUAUUGUAUUUAUUUAUUUUUGCAUACCAUGAAUCUUCCACGAAAUUUGAUUCUUUUUUUCCUGCAACAAAUUUCAAACCCUAGCCUGCACAUAGCAUUUUAAUACAUUUUAUUUAGAAAAUAAAAUUAGUUAAUUAUUAUUUAGAGCAUCUAAAGACAAGAAUGCAAAAAGACAAUUGGUUCAAUGAAUGUUUGCUUUAACAACGUUUUGGUGUUAAUAAUUGUUGGGUUUUUUUGCAAAAAUCUUUAUUUAACAAAUCGAAAAGUAGUGCCAUUAAUCUCUGUAAUAAAAAAGCUAGGUUAUUUUUUUGUAAAUAAGUUUAUAAUUCUAAUGAAGUGUUGCUCUUUUCAGCCUCUUCAAUUAAUGACUACAGUUGCCACUCCAGUAUUUGAUAAACGAAAUAUCAAGUCUGCUAGUUUAUUGGGAGUGGCUGGUACUGAUAUUCCUAUCAGGGAAAUUACUAAAUUAACAAGAGCUGAUAAGAUUGGAGUCAAUGCUUAUUCAUUUGCAAUUACAAAUAAUGAGCAUGUACUUUUUCAUCCAGAGCUUAGACCAUUGGUAACUUUUUUUCAAUGCUACUUAAUAUCACUUGUUUAUUAAAAUGUUUUGAACUAAUAUCAGCACUUAUUUCUUAAAUUAAAUUCAUUUCCUAUAACUUUUUCUAAAUUUUAAUGUAAUUUCUUUUGUUUCAUUGAAUAAUUUCUUUUAUUACUUUAAAAGAAAAUGUUGCUCAGAAUUUUUCAUUCAUCUCUUAAACAACUCGAAUCAUUUCUCAAUCAUCAAUUUAUUGAUUUCAAAUUUUGUAAAUAUAGCACUUUUCAACAUCCUUCAAAUUACUAUUCUCUCCUUUCUUUGUUCUUUAUUAUUUUAUGCAUUAAGCAAACUGUGUAUUUCCUCCUCAUAUUAGGCACUGUAAUAAUUAUUAUAUUAUAGGCACUAAUCUAAAUAGGAAUGAGAGUUAAAAUUUUUGAAGGAGAAAAAAACUUUUGUCUCUUAUAGAUUAGCUUUAUAUUUCCUAUUUAUUGUUUUAAUGAUUUAUUGUCUGACCAAUUUUUACUUUUUUUGAGAUUUGACAAUAUAGAUUCGAACUUGCA
Parasteatoda tepidariorum (common house spider) is the source of this 1625-nucleotide messenger RNA. The record is from RefSeq and is a predicted model, not a curated record. NCBI's taxonomy places the organism in Eukaryota, Metazoa, Arthropoda, Arachnida, Araneae, Theridiidae.